Messenger RNA from Solenopsis invicta (red fire ant), 5621 nucleotides. It is a transcript of the gene Myo31DF, whose product is annotated as unconventional myosin ID. Gene Ontology annotation, cellular component: plasma membrane; vesicle; actin cytoskeleton. Gene Ontology annotation, molecular function: actin filament binding; ATP binding; microfilament motor activity. Bases 982 to 3936 code for a protein of 984 amino acids. The transcript is spliced from 17 exons. The record is from RefSeq and is a predicted model, not a curated record. Gene Ontology annotation, biological process: actin filament organization; vesicle transport along actin filament. Lineage: Eukaryota; Metazoa; Arthropoda; Insecta; Hymenoptera; Formicidae.
GCCCCGCGCGCGCGCGCGCGAUCUCCGCUCGGUUCAUCGCUAUGCCCACGAGAGGGCGUGGCCUGCGCGUCGGCAGGUGGUCGCUUGGAGAUAGUGAAGGGGUUACGUUUUACGUUCACCUCUUCUUGCAUUUUUCUAAACUCCAAACUCCUUCAAAUCGAACGGAAAACCAUUCUGAAGAAUUGUAGACGCUCGAUCGUACAAAAUCUUACUGAUUUUCUAUUUCUCUUCGUAAGGGAUAUUGUCUAUUAUAUUGAAGCGAGUGAAGAUACCGAAGCGCGUGAAGCAAUAGCUAGAAUGACUAGAAUGACUAGAAUGACCUCAUGUAGAGAUAAGAGAGGAUAAUGAAGUAACGUAUUUGUUGUUCUUCCGUUUCUCUUUCUCUCUCUUUCUUAUCUUUCACAUUUAAUGUUAUAAACUCCUGUUGUAUCCUGAACUUGACCCGCUGACGACGUCCGAGGUUAUUUUCACCGGACAACCUUGACCAGCCAAUUCUGGGCCUAACGACAAUGAACGACAAUCCACAUUUUUUGCGAGGAUUGGGCGCACCUUUUAGUCGUCACGACCAAAAGCGCAUCAAGAGGAAUGCGAAAUUUACAGCAGCUACAAAAUAAUUUCUAUACCUUCACAUGUUUAAUCCUUAAUUAAUGAGGAAAUUAUUAAUAUAAUAACAGCAAUUGUUGGUUGGGUAUCAGUAUUUCAAAAUGUGAAAAUUUUAAUUUAAAACGAAAAAAAUAUGAACGUGGAAAUCAGAUCACUUUUAUCACACGUUUCAUAUGUAUAUACAUUUCAAAUGACAUUUUUGAGUAUCUAUAUGUAAAUUUAUGUGGCAACGUUUCCUAGGACAGUUGCGCCGACACUAAUUAUAACUUAAUAGGAUGUUACUUUUCCGUGUGCAUUACAAGCGAGACUGUAGAAAUAGAUAGACGAGUUGAAUAAAUGACGAGUUGUGUUGCACUAGACGAUGUCUGCAGUUUUUAGAUGAUGGCAAUAAGAUUUAAUGGGGGGAAAAUCUACACGUAUAUCGGCGAAGUCUGCGUGAGCGUGAAUCCUUACAGAAGCAUCAACAUUUACGAUGCGGACCAAAUUAAUAAAUACAAAGGGAGAGAACUAUUCGAAAACCCCCCGCACAUUUUUGCGAUCGCGGAUGCUGUGCACAAGGAGAUGAAGCAACAGGGCAGAGACACAUGUAUCGUUAUCAGUGGUGAAUCUGGUUCUGGUAAAACGGAAGCUAGCAAAAUCAUUAUGAAAUAUAUCGCUGCUGUGACUAAUCUGAGUGGUCAACAGGAGAUCGAGAGGGUAAAGAACAUUCUCAUCCAAUCGAACUCAAUACUGGAGGCAUUCGGCAACGCCAAGACAAACAGAAAUGACAACUCGUCGCGUUUCGGAAAGUAUAUGGACAUCAAUUUUGACUUCAAGGGAGACCCCAUCGGCGGCCAUGUGACCAAUUACCUUCUCGAGAAAUCGCGAGUGGUCUAUCAGCAGAAGGGAGAACGCAACUUUCACUGCUUCUAUCAGUUGUUGAACGGCUGCAGCGAAGCUGAAUUGAACAAGCUACGUUUGGUCCGCGACCCGGCUGCUUAUUAUUUCAUCAAUAAUGAAAGCAACAAUAAGACAGUCACUUCUGACAGAAGCGAUUAUAAAACCGUUUGCACUGCUAUGUCCACCCUCGGAUUUGCCACGAAUGAAACGCAGACUAUAUGGAAUAUCAUCGCUGCUAUCCUACAUUUGGGUAACAUUACUUUCAGAUUGAAUGAUGACAAACUUGUAAUUGGGAAUAACAGUGCUUUAAAUGACACCGCUAACUUGUUUUCCAUCAACUCGAAAGAUCUGAGCACUGCUCUCUCACAGAGAGUCAUAGCGGCGGGUGGAGAAGUCAUGCAGAAGACUCACACAUUGAUAGAAGCAGAAUACGGCCGAGAUGCAUUAGCGAAGGCAAUAUACGAACGAUUGUUCACGUGGAUAGUGUCGCGUGUCAAUGGAUCGAUCAACGUAAAUAACAGUGACGAUAUGAAGAGAUACGGAACUCUGAUUGGUGUGCUCGAUAUCUACGGGUUCGAAAUUUUUGAUAUAAAUAGUUUUGAGCAAUUUUGCAUUAAUUAUUGCAACGAAAAGCUACAACAACUUUUUAUCGAAUUGGUUUUGAAACAAGAGCAAGAGGAAUAUCAGAGAGAAGGGAUAGCUUGGCAAAAUAUUGAAUACUUUAACAAUCAGAUCAUUUGCGAAUUGGUCGAGCAAGCUCACAAGGGGAUUAUAGCGAUUAUGGAUGAAGCUUGCCUUAACGUUGGGAAAGUCACCGAUGAGAUGCUUCUCAACGCAAUGGACAAGAAAUUAGUAGACCAUAAACACUACAGCUCUCGACAGUUAAAGCCGAUGGACAAAGAAUUGGAACAUAGAAUACAAUUUAAGAUCAAACAUUAUGCCGGUGAUGUAAUUUACAAUAUCAAUGGCUUCCUUGAUAAGAACAAAGACACGCUCUUCCAAGACUUUAAACGUAUGCUCUAUCAGAGCAAUAAUUCCGUAAUUAGUAAGAUGUGGCCUGAGGGUGCUCAGAAUAUUUUGCAGACAACAAAGAGGCCUUUAACUGCUGGCACGUUGUUCCGCAAUUCUAUGAUAGCACUGGUGAAGAAUCUAGCAAGUAAGGAACCGUUUUAUGUCAGAUGCAUAAAACCCAACGAAGUAAAGUCUCCAGUUGUGUUUGAUGACGAGAGAGUAAAUCAUCAAGUGAGAUACUUGGGACUUGUAGAGAAUAUAUUGGUGAGACGAGCUGGUUUCGUGUACAGACAACGAUAUGACAGAUUUCUGAAAAGAUAUAAAAUGAUAUCGCAAUAUACAUGGCCAAACUUCCGAGGCAGCAGUGAUAAGGAUGGCGUACGCACGUUAAUGGAUGAAAAGGGUUUCUCGAACGACGUUAAGUAUGGCCACACGAAGAUAUUUAUUCGCUCGCCGCAGACCUUAUUUACAUUAGAAAGGAUGCGUAGCGACUUAAUACCGGGCAUCGUGAUUCUCUUGCAAAAGCAAUGGAGAGGAUAUCUCUGCCGUCAAAAAUACAAGAAGAUGAAGGCCGCGUUAGUGCUAAUAGAACAUUAUAGGAGAUACAAACGACGCAUUUAUAUCAAGCAACUCGAGCGAACGUUCAAAAACGCCAAGAAUCUGCGAAAUUACGGCAAAACCUUGCCGUGGCCGCGCGAAAAUUUUGCAGUGAGACACGUGGUGCCCGCCUUAAAAAAAAUGUACGCGAGAUGGUGGGCGUGGAUGAUACUCCGAGCGAUUCCUCGGGAGGAUUGGCCACAACUUCGACUGAAGAUGGCAGCGGGUGCUGUAUUGCGCUCGAAGCGAUCUUAUUGGGGCCAGGAUCGUCGCUGGGAAGGAAACUACUUGUCCAAGCCAGAUGAGAAUUCUCAAAGUGACAUUUUCAACUCGUCAAUAAACAAUCUACGAAACACCGACCAUUUCAAGACCGUCCUGUUCAGCGCGUUUAUUAGGAAGACCAACAGGUUUAACAAAUCGGCGGAUCGAGUUUUGGUAGUGACGGAGCACACCGUGUAUAAACUCGACGGCGUCAAAUUCAAGAACAUGAAGAAAGGCAUGCCGAUAGCGGAGAUCACCGGCCUAAGCGUUUCACCUGGAAGGGAUCAGCUUAUUACGAUUCAUUCGAAUCGCGGAAACGAUUUCAUUCUAUCGAUCAUUGCCAAAGACGAUAGGAUCGGAGAGCUGGUUGGCGUACUGAGCAAUCGAUAUUACCAGCUGCGUGGCACUGACUUGCAUGUCACAGUGGAUGUGCGGUUCAAGUGCAUGCUUGGCAACAAGAGCAGACUAUUGCACAUCGAGGUAAUGCCUGACGUAAUUGAACCCACGUUCAAGAAAGAUGGUAAUCAAAUUGUCUUUGCCAUUCCACCGUCGGCAGGCAUCAUUGAAGGUGGUACAAGACAAUAGAUUCGCACUGGUCAAUUAAGUAAAGUCUGACAACUUUGCUUAAGAAAUUUUAUAAAAAAAAUAUAUUGAAUAUAUUUUUUAAUAACAUACCGUUGUCAAACGUGUUCCGCCGUGCGGUUGUCUUACAGAAAAUCAAUCAACGAUUUCGCGAGACAAAUAUCCAGCAAUCAGGAUUCGCAUUUUUCCUGAUUGAAUCGAUUAUUUCGCAUAUAUUUUUCAUGCAAUAUUAAUCAUGUUGUGACGAACGUCAAUGCAAUGAGUAUCAAUGAAUUUUAUUAUAACGAAAGUUCAAUCAGUAUCUAUAUCUAUUGCGCAAACGUUCAAAUUAAGUGUGAUGUCUGAGUUCUCAUUAACAUAUAAUUAUAUUAUUAUAGAUGUUGAUAUAUAUCAGUGCAUAUAUAUAUAGCCAGAAAUUCAAGCAGGUUUCUUUUCGCGUACAAAAAUAUUUAAAAAAUAUUAAUUUUUUAAAAUAACGUUAUAAUAUUAUAUAGCAUCAUAAAUUUUAAUUCUCAUUGUAAUGUUUAAUGUUAUUUAUCGUAUUUGUUUUUUGUUUCAACGAUUUCAACGAGAAACCAUUUUUUAAACGAUUUCAACGAGAAACAUAUUUUAAACGUUUAAAAAGUUUCAAAUCUCAUGAAUUCUGUGGUGUCUGCAUAAUACAAAUACUUAAGUCAAGAAUAUAUAAAGAUGUUGCAACAAGUACAAGUAAUUACGCAUAUAUAAUGUAUACAAGUCACUUGUGUAGCGCAAAGCGUACGAGAAAUUUGAUAAACUCUUUUCGUACGUUGAUAUAUAUUCUGUCGAGAUAUAUCGAUCGAUAUAUUGCGCACAUAAUGCAUUUCUCUGUAAAUACUCUACAAUGUAUUAUAAAUUUUGUUAGCUUUUAAUGUGCGGAUGAGUGGGAGAGAAAUGUGAACGAGAUGUGAAAUUUACGAGAAUGAAUUUCAUCGGGGUAUAAUAGUGAAUGCGAAUAAUUUAUAUGAGGUAACUUAAAUGUUAUUCAUGGAAAAUCAUCGAGUCUUUCUCUAUUUUUUCGCGGUGGAAAAUGAUGCUAUUGACAUGUUAUACAGAAUUAUAUACAAUUAUACAAAACGUUUCUCAUUAACUGCAAUGUGCUGUAAGCUUGUGGCCUUCUACUUACUACUAGAUCGAAAUAUUUUUUAAAGAUUUUUACAGACAUUUACCUACAAAAAGCAGUAUAACAAAACAGAAAAUAUAUAAAUGACUAUGAAAAUAAGUGCGACAAGACAAAAUAUAUAUAUAUAUAAAUAUAUAUGUACACCUGUAGUGCCUGCCAACUCGACAUAAAAUGCAACGAAAGUUAAAUGCGUCCUUUUCCAAAGAAAGUUUUGGAUCUUUCCAUGUACUUAUUGUUAGAUUUAGAAACUGUAUAGAAACAUAUAUAUAAACGCGUACGAUCAAGCUUAAUCAAAAUAUAUAUUUACGAUUAUCUCAACGUUAAUUCGAAAAAAACUUGUUAUACAUUGCCAUAGGAUCCAAUAUUCCGGUACUUAUGCAUUUAUAAAGCGUUUAUAAAAAAACGAGAUAAUUCCCUUUCUUUAAAUUUAUAUAUUUUCAUAGAACAGAGUUUACUUUAUUUCCAUCGAUAAUUGUAAUUGCAAAACGCUUUAAAACACAUUCAGAAAUGUGCCAUUGUUAGAAAAUAAACUGAAAUUUUCAUCUUA